CUAAUUGUGUUUAGAGUUUUGAAAAUAUGACAACUGCUUGGACAAAUACUUGUUAGCGACUGAAAAAAACUGUAAUAGAAAAUAAGAUGUCUGUUCAAGAGAUCUAGGUUGCUCAUUUAGACAGUUGUGAGCUCUUGUUUACAGCAGACCUGCACGUUUUGAAUAUUCAUAUUUGUAAUCCUCUUAAAAGCUUUAUGAUGUGGUGUUAUUUCAGAAAAUUAAGUACACGUUGGGUACAUUUUUUUUACAAACCAGUGCACUUACUGGUUUGAAAAUCUUAAGAAUGAUUCAAGAAAUUAUAUAUCUAUGUAUCUCUCUCUCUCUCUCUCUCUAUAUAUAUAUAUAGAGAGAGAGAGAGAGAGAGAGAGAGAGAGCAGUUAUAGUCAUACAAAAGAACAAAAGUGUUUAAAAGAAUCAUGAAUUAAGCUGGCACGUUUAAAUGUUUGUUUACAGAUUUAUUAGUUCUUACUUUGAUUUUCAACUAUAGCCCUAGCCCUAGCUGAGAUCUGCUUCUGCUGCUCAUACUGUGAUCAGCCGCCCUUCCCCCACAGCACUCUCUGAUCGCGCGCGCGCCCUUCCCCCACAGCACUGUCUCUGACUGACUCGCUGCAGAUGAGAUGAAUGAAUGAACUAACAAAAGUCUUGUGAGCUCUAGUUUACAGCAGACCUGCACGUUUUGAAUAUUCUUAUUUGUAAUUCUCUUAAAAACUUUAUGAUGUGGUGUUAUUUUAUAAAAAUAAGUGCACAUCGGGUACUUUUUGCUCUUUUAAACCAGUGCAUGUACGGACAUGCGCACUGGUUCGUAGUUUGAGGUGGGUGCUCGGUUAAAAAGUGAUCAUGUGCUCUGUCCACUAGAAAGACUAACUUCAUCACAUUUUUUUUUUUAAGUUUGAAGAAACAGUACUGUGGUUAAAACAAAUAUCAUUGCCACCAGAUAAUUUUCUAUUAGGCCAAAUACAUGUAGUCACAAUUUCAACGUGAAAUCCAAAUACGUAACUACGUCAUUUACGCAAGUCAGCGACGGUGGUGUUUUCCCGGGAAAUGCAGACACGUGAUGAUGGAACGCGAAACAGACGACAAACAACCCACCAGGAGGAAAGUCAUUUCAAGAAAGAAAGUCGCCAUGCUGGGAAAUAAAAGACGUAGGAAACCUCUGCAGGAUGCUGAGCAUCACAUUACCUGUAAAACUGACAAGCCUGGGCUUCGAGAGCAGUUCAUCAGCAAAUAUAAAGGGCGUGGAGUUUUCACCACUGGAGCUUUUUUCAGAGGUGAUUUUGUUCUUGAAUACAGAGGUGAACUUCUGAGUUCACAGGAGAGUCUGGACCGAACUGAACACUACACUGAAGCUGAGAACACGUUCCUGUUUGAUUUUCAGUGGCAUGGCAAAAAUUGGUGCAUGGAUGCAUCUAAAGAAGACUCGUCUUUGGGAAGACUUGCAAACGAUGAGACCAGAAAUCCUACUUGCAAAAUGAGAACUGUUGAAGUGAGCAGAAAACCUCACCUGUGUCUGUUUGCUGUACGAGACAUUCUACCAGGAGAGGAAAUCACUUACAAUUAUGGAGACUCAGAUUGGCCAUGGCGAGUCAAGCCUUUGAAUAAAGCAUCAGCAGAAUCCACUGAUAAAACGCCAGCCAGCAGUUUGCGCCUGCAUAAAUCCCCCCAUUGUGCAGCUUCUGUUUCCUCUCCUGAACUGGACAAGGUAAACAGCAAUGGUCCUCAUAAGCAGUCAGGCAAAGCAAGAACAUCAAGGAAUAAAACGGCGGCCAGUCUCUUUUUUUCUGUAGCCACUCCAAAGUCCAAGUCACCCACGUCACCUUCAACCUCGCCUGUGCAGCCCUCAUCAUCCUCGCCUGCCUACAGAGGAGGAGAGUGCAUCAACAAAGCUGCUUGCGAAUGUGGCAUAAAGAACCCUGAAGCACUGUCAUCAACUAGGCUCAGGAAACACAUAGCAACCAUGUCUAAAAUUCUUAACCUUAAUGAGAAUGAAGCAGACCAACUGGCUGAUUUCCUUGGUCACGAUAUCCGAAUCCACAGACAGUAUUAUCGGUUACCAGAGGGAACACUGCAGCUGGCAAAAAUGAGUAAAGUCCUAAUGGCCAUGGAGAAAGGAACACUGUCUGACUACAAAGGAAAGAAACUUGAUGACAUUGAAAUCGACCCAAAUGAGCAACUUGAGGCCCAAGGUGAUUCCAUGUCAAGUGAUGAGGAGGAUUCCAGUGACCUAUCUCAGACGACAGCACCAGUACAGACUGAUCAACCUGUUCAAUCUGAACAAGCUGUUUCACAGGAGGAUCAAGGUAAGAAAAAUCUCUACAUUGCACAAACAACAAUAAUCAAAUAAACAUGAAUUGGCUCC
Molecule: messenger RNA, 2356 nt
Organism: Carassius gibelio (silver crucian carp)
Lineage: Eukaryota; Metazoa; Chordata; Actinopteri; Cypriniformes; Cyprinidae
Exons: 8
Coding region: 1055-2341 (428 amino acids)
Molecular function (GO): protein binding
Source: RefSeq, a predicted model, not a curated record